AUGUGGCGAGAGUGUGGCGAGAGUGUGGCGAGAAUGUGGCGAGAGUGUGGCGAGAGUGUGGCGAGAAUGUGGCGAGAGUGUGGUGAGAGUGUGGUGAGAGUGUGGCGAGAAUGUGGCGAGAGUGUGGCGAGAAUGUGGCGAGAGUAUGGUGAGAGUGUGGCGAGACCCACCGCCUUCUACUCCACCCACAGCCCACCGCCUUCUACUCCACCCACAGCCCACCGCCUUCUAAUCCACCCACAGCCCACCGCCCUCCACUCCACCCACAGCCCACCGCCUUCUAUCCACCCACAGCCCACCGCCCUCCACUCCACCCACAGCCCACCGCCUUCUACUCCACCCACAGCCCACCGCCUUCUACUCCACCCACAGCCCACCGCCUUCUACUCCACCCUCAGCCCACCACCUUCUACUCCACCCACAGCCCACCGCCUUCUACUCCACCCACAGCCCACCGCCCUCCACUCCACCCACAGCCCACCGGACUCUAUUCCACCCACAGCCCACCGCCCUCCACUCCACCCACAGCCCACCGCCCUCCACUCCACCCACAGCCCACCGCCCUCCACUCCACCCACAGCACACCGCCUCUACUCCACCCACAGCCCACCGCCCUCCACUCCACCCACAGCCCACCGCCUUCUACUCCACCCACAGCCCACCGCCCUCCACUCCACCCACAGCCCACCGCCUUCUACUCCACCCACAGCCCACCGCCUUCUACUUCACCCACAGCCCACCGCCUUCUACUCCACCCACAGCCCACCGCCGUCACUUCACCAACAGCCCACCGCCCUCCACUCCACCCACAGCCCACCGCCUUCCACUCCACCCACAGCCCACCGCCUUCCACUCCACCCACAGCCCACCGCCUUCCACUCCACCCACAGCCCACCGCCUUCCACUCCACCCACAGCCCACCGCCUUCUACUCCACCCACAGCCCACCGCCCUCCACUCCACCCACAGCCCACCGCCCUCCACUCCACCACAGCCCACCGCCUUCUACUCCACCCACAGCCCACCGCCUUCUACUCCACCCACAGCCCACCGCCCUCCACUCCACCCACAGCCCACCGCCCUCCACUCCACCCACAACCCACCACCUUCUACUCCUCCCACAGCCCACCGCCUUCUACUUCACCCACAGCCCACCGCCUUCUACUCCACCCACAGCCCACCGCCCUCCACUCCACCCACAGCCCACCGCCUUCUACUCCACCCACAGCCCACCACCUUCUACUCCACCCACAGCCCACCGCCUUCUACUCCACCCACAGCCCACCGCCUUCUACUUCACCCACAGCCCACCGCCUUCUACUCCACCCACAGCCCACCGCCUUCUACUCCACCCACAGCCCACCGCCUUCUACUCCACCCACAGCCCACCGCCUUCUACUCCACCCACAGCCCACCGCCCUCCACUCCGCGCCCACCGGGUGCUUGGGAAUUUCCUGCGCGUGACUCGUUGUGUUUGAUAUUAUUCGGAAUGAUCUCGAAGAUUCCCAUGCUCAUCGCCAGCUCUAAAUGGCAUGGGACCACUCUUCAAUUUCCUCUCAUUUCGCAGGAAGAAGUAUUCAGCCUUUUGAACGAAGAGCAGCUCGUUAAGCAUGCUCACGUAGCAAAUCGAUCUUUGUCAACCUUUGCUAUAAAAGAAAAAAUAAGCUUUUUGAACAAUAAACCUUAUGACCACCCACCACAACCAGCAGGUCACAAGCCCGGACACCAACCACAACACACCACACCCUCGCGGCCGACGGACUACCGCACCUACGACAGCUCUGACGAAGACGACGUGUGUGAUCCAAGCCCUUUAAUGAGACCUCGCGAAGCCUGCGACACUAGCCAGGGCCCGCAAACCGCAAUUCCCACGCCCGACAACGCACGCAAAAUUUACACAGAAAAUCUAGUUGACAUUAAGAAACCACUUGCCAUAUGUAUGAAGCUAGCUGCCGUAAGUAAGAAAACUGUUGCCAUAAUUAAAAAAUUGGUUGCCAUUAAGAAAUUGGUUGCUAUUAAGAAACUAGUUGCCAUAAUUAAGAGAUCUGUUGCCAUUAAGGAACUAGUUGCCAUAAUUAAGAAACUAGUACGGGACGUCCCUUCUUUUAAGCUGGAGCUGCGGUCCUUGCGCCACCUCCUGGGCCCCUAUUUUCGCGUCAUCCCCGGCUAG
Molecule: messenger RNA, 2169 nt
Organism: Penaeus monodon (black tiger shrimp)
Lineage: Eukaryota; Metazoa; Arthropoda; Malacostraca; Decapoda; Penaeidae
Product: extensin-like
Exons: 6
Coding region: 1-2169 (722 amino acids)
Source: RefSeq, a predicted model, not a curated record